GUUCGUGAGAACUUUGCCGAGUCCGCCUGGGACGGAGGCGCGCCCGUCGCUGUGUCCGUGAGAGGCCACUUACGGGCCCGCCGCCUGCACGAUAUGGCUGGCCGCCUCGGCCGCGGGAUGUGCUGGGGCAAGCGGGGCCGGGGCGGCCGGGGCGGGGGCGCGCUGCUGGCCCUGGGGCUGCUGGCUGCCGUCGGCUUCCUCGCUUGGCGGCACGGCUCGCCGCCCCACCACGCCGCCCGCCGCGCCCCGCAGCCGCCGCCGUCCGCCGCCGCGGAGCUGCUGCGGAAGCCGGUGUACGCAAAGCCGGCCCUGGACCUGAGUGCGCUGGGCGAGAUGGGCCGGGCGGUGCGGCUGGAGCUGAGCCCGGCCGAGAAGCGCCGCCAGGAGGAGAGCAUCCGGCUGCACCAGAUCAACAUCUACCUGAGCGACCGCAUCUCCCUGCACCGCCGCCUGCCCGAGCGCUGGAACCCGCUAUGCAGAGAGAAGAAGUAUGACUAUUAUAGCCUGCCAAAGACCUCCGUUGUGAUAGCUUUUUAUAACGAGGCUUGGUCCACACUUCUGCGAACUGUUCACAGCGUUCUUGAGACCUCUCCAGAUAUACUUUUGGAAGAAAUUAUCCUUGUAGAUGAUUACAGUGACAAAGAACAUUUAAAGGAGCCUUUGGAAAACUACGUGGCUGGCUUACGCAAGGUGCGUCUCAUCCGCGCAAAUAAGCGAGAGGGGCUGGUUCGAGCAAGGCUCUUGGGAGCAUCUGUGGCAAAAGGAGACGUCCUGACAUUCCUGGACUGCCACUGCGAGUGCCAUGAGGGCUGGCUGGAGCCCCUGCUGGAAAGGAUUGCCGAAGAAGAAACAGCUGUUGUUUGCCCUGUUAUCGAUGUUAUUGACUGGAACACAUUUGAGUACUUGGGAAAUGCUGGUGAGCCACAGAUUGGUGGGUUUGACUGGAGACUGGUCUUCACUUGGCAUGCUACCCCUGAACGAGAACAAAAAAGGAGGAAGUCCAAGACUGACGUGAUCAGGUCUCCAACCAUGGCAGGAGGAUUGUUUUCUGUGAGCAAGAAGUAUUUUGAUUAUCUCGGUUCGUAUGAUACAGGAAUGGAAGUCUGGGGAGGAGAAAACCUUGAAUUCUCAUUUAGGAUAUGGCAGUGUGGAGGGAGCCUUGAGAUCCACCCUUGCUCUCACGUGGGUCACAUUUUCCCCAAACAAGCUCCGUACUCGCGGUCUAAAGCUUUGGCCAACAGCGUGCGCGCAGCUGAAGUGUGGAUGGAUGGCUAUAAAGAAAUCUAUUACCACCGAAACCCACAUGCUCGCCUGGAACCAUAUGGGGAUGUGACAGAAAGGAGACUGCUUCGAGAGAAGCUGAAAUGUAAGGACUUCAAAUGGUUCUUGGACAAUGUGUACCCAGAGCUUCAUGUACCCGAGGACAGACCAGGCUUCUUUGGAAUGCUGAAGAAUAGAGGAAUGGCAAACUUCUGUUUUGAUUAUAACCCUAAAAAUGAACAUCAAGUAACUGGACACAGGAUCAUACUGUACCCAUGUCAUGGCAUGGGACAAAACCAGUUUUUUGAGUAUACCUCUCACCAUGAAAUACGUUACAACACUCGACAGCCGGAAGUCUGUGCAGCAGUCGACUCAGGGACUGACUACUUGACGAUGUACUUGUGUCAAGAAAACGUCCACAGUGUUCCUGAAGAACAGAAGUUUGUUUUCAGAGAGGAUGGUACCUUGUUUCAUCUACAAACCCAGAAGUGCAUACAAGCCGAGUCAAAUGCUUACAAUGGUAACCCAGCACCGUUGCUACGACCCUGUACUGGCUCGGACUACCAAAAAUGGUUCUUCAAAGAAAGAAGUUGAUCCAGAUGUCAUCUAGGACAUAGCUAAAGAGAAAAAUGAGCUCUUUCUAGUCAGCGGUUAGUCAACCUUUUCAAAAUCACUUAAGUGAUAUAUUUUUGU
Messenger RNA from Dryobates pubescens (Downy woodpecker), 1953 nucleotides. It is a transcript of the gene GALNT12, whose product is annotated as polypeptide N-acetylgalactosaminyltransferase 12. The record is from RefSeq and is a predicted model, not a curated record. NCBI's taxonomy places the organism in Eukaryota, Metazoa, Chordata, Aves, Piciformes, Picidae. The transcript is spliced from 10 exons. Gene Ontology annotation, cellular component: Golgi apparatus. The coding region runs from base 94 to 1854 and encodes 586 amino acids.